Molecule: messenger RNA, 1369 nt
Organism: Aricia agestis (brown argus)
Lineage: Eukaryota; Metazoa; Arthropoda; Insecta; Lepidoptera; Lycaenidae
Product: angio-associated migratory cell protein
Exons: 5
Coding region: 49-1281 (410 amino acids)
Molecular function (GO): protein binding
Source: RefSeq, a predicted model, not a curated record
AAUUUUCACUUAAUACAAUUAAAUAGUUACGUCAAAUAAUCCGAUAAGAUGAAGGACAUAAAAGCAGAUACUCCUCCAUCCUCCAUAAACGGUGACGAAAUUGGAAACAUGGAAGACGAGGAUGGGGUAAUAUAUUUUGACGAAAUAGAGGAAAUACAAUUCGAUGAAGAGGAUAUGGAAGAAAUUAUGGACCAGGAGGCUGAAGAGAUCGAAAUGGAGAAGCCUGAAGAUCAGGCUUUACUAGUAUUUGAAAAACACACAGGGUCGGUCUUCUGUUGCGACUUACAUCCUAAUGGAAAGCUCGCAGUCUCAGGGGGUGAAGACGAUAAAGCGUACGUGUGGUCAGUCGAAAAUGGCGAGAUUGUAAUGGAUUGUCCUAAGCAUAAAGACUCAGUAAUAUUCACAGGAUUUAGUUUUGAUGGUGCAUAUUUGGCAACCAUUGACAUGACCGGUGUCAUUAAGGUGUGGAAGUGCCAGCUGGAAGAUAAUCAGCAAGGACCCUGGCCAUUGGCUUUUGAAUAUGAAGCAGAUGAGACUAGUUGGGGACUUUGGCACUUUGCAGCUAGAGUUCUCAUUUGUGGAGGGGAAUCUGGGAAUAUCUAUGUCAUUAAAAUACCAUCGGGAGAGACAAAAGUCCUACAGGGGCACACUGUAGCAGCUGAAUGUGGGAAGUUAUUUAAAGAUGGCAAAAGAUUAGCAGUUGGUUAUGAAGAUGGUUCAGUGAAAGUUUGGGAUUUAAGAAAUAAUACAGCUCUACAAACAAUUUCAUCUUCCAUACAUCAAAGUCGUAUUACUGCAGUUGAUACACAUCCAGACAACAAUUUGAUGGCAUCAAUAUCUGCUGAUGGUACAGUUGUCCUAUCUACAUCUACAAAUGGAAAAAUUGUUGCACAGUUUGAAGCUGAAAAGGAAUUAGAAACUGUUGCUUUCAGUCCCGACCCACAAUUAGGGUUACUUGCUUUAGCCACAUUGACUGGGUCUGUUUCAAUAUGGGAUACCUCAAGGCAGAUGUUGAGACACCAUUGUUCGAAAGUGGAGGAGGACAAAACUGGAGGUGUCACCAAAAUGCUGUGGGUCAAAGACCAACUAGUCACUGGAUGCCUCAAUGGUUCCGUCAGAGUGUACAACGGAAGGUCUGGGGAAAAGAGUUUUGGCCUAACGGGACACUGGUCGGAGAUUCUGGAUCUAAUUUACAACGAGAAAGAGAAUAUCCUACUGACAGCGUCAGAUGAUAAAACAGCAAGGAUAUUUAAAUUUGGAAAGGUGGAUGAUAAAGACUAAUUUUAUGUUAGUAUAAUAUCUCUGGAAUAUUGAUGUACAUUAUUUGUAUGUGGUUCUCUGUUUCACAAUAUUAUAACAUUUAAUCUAA